GGUGGCUUUUACCAAGAUUCCGUUGCAGCGGUUGGUUUGACAUUGGAUGGAAAUGGCUGUCGGCGUUGCCCUGCUGGGACGUUUGUCCACCCAAAAAAUGCACCAGGAAAGGCAUCAUGGGAAUGUAAAGCAUGUCCAGAAGGUUAAUACGUCAUAUAAGUGUAUCGGUAUUGUCAGGAGGGAGCAAUGGGGUGUCAGUUUUCCAUCGGUUUAAGAUUUUUGUCUACACAUUUGCGUCUUUUCUUUGCUUUAUUUUGUUUAAAGGUACAUUCAAUCCUCUAUCACCAGGCUUUUUAGAAUAGAAGAUAUUUCUGUUGUAGGUAGCCAAAACAUAAGAUAAACAACACAAUACAUGAAGGGAGCAGCCAGAAAGAGUUACAUUGUAAGUCCAACGAUGAAUUGGCAAAUAACAACAGACCAAUUUCGAAAGUAGGUUGAGUUUGAUCGUCCGGGUGAACGUAGUCCUGAAUAGGACUGUUGUUGUUGACAGUGACUGACAUUUCGACAUCCUCUGCGGUAGUCAUCUUCAAAGUCAAAGUGAGUUGUAUCACGUCAGUUGAUGGCAUUAUACUCUGGUUAUUGAUCUGAUUGGUCAAUUACGUCGCGAUGUUAUUGGUUCUCUGUCAGUUAAGCCGUGAUGUUAUUGGCUAUGAAGACUCGUAAUCAGUAAUUGGUGCGUUUCGAUCCGUCUAUUGUCACAGUUAAACAGUCGUCUAUUGUUAGUCAAAUUGUCAGUUCUCCAGUCGUUCUCUCGUAGUUAAUUUUGCUUGAUCUCGUCAAUAAGUCUUUUGUACGGCGCUGGUAACUGUUGGCUACGAUUCAGUGGCGUUUGUUCUAAGUGAGUAAACCAGCUUUCUAAAGUAAGACGUUGAUAGUAGUCUGUAGAAUACGUUAUACAUGUCGCAGAGUCCCAGUCAAUUUGAUGUUUCGUCUGUAAAUGGUGCUCAGCAAUGUGAUUGUUGACGUCACUAUUUUUCCCCGUCGAUCGUUUGUGUUAAGUCAGUCGCGUGCUUAGGUUUCUGCCGGUUUCACCAAUGUAAGAAGCCUGGCAGUCGCAGCAUUUGAUCUUGUAUACUGCUCCCUGUCUGUCCUCCGGUUUGUAUUUGUCCUUGCCUUACUGGUUUUAUCAAAAGUUUAUGAAAGGGUCGUACACAUAUCAAUUCACUUCUUAUUUGCAAUUAAAUCAGUGAUAGAGUAACAAAGACUCAAAGCGGCAACAAAAAAUGGAACUCGACUGAAAGAUGUGUCAGAAACAACUGACACUAUUCUUAGACCAAUAAGCCAAAAGAUGUUGACUUCAGCAGUGUUCUUAGACAUGAGCAAGGCCUUCGACAGCGUCAGCCACGAAACCCUUAUCUCGAAAUUGGAAGAUGAAGGCGCCUCAAUCUCAAGCCUCGAACUCAGUUAUCCAGUGGUUUAGUAGGUACCUUAAGGAUAGACGAUAAGUGGUAAGAAUCCAUUUAACAUUCACAGAGCCCUUACCCGGUAACUGAGGCGUUCUGCAGGGAAGUAUACUUGGACCAACUUUAUCUAGCAUUUACAAAUCAUCUUCCAUCAGCACCACAGAAUGCAGCGUCCAGAGCUAUGUAGACGAGACUAAGCUAGUUAUAACCUUCAAAAUGAAAGAUACAGUAAACGCCUUUAUUGACUUAGGAGAUGACUUGCACAGAAUAGGCCAAUGGUGUUCAAACAACCUUUUAUUGUUGAACCCAAGCAAAACUAAACUUAUGGUGUUUGGUAGCAGGCCAAAGCAUUCCAGACUGGUCACUCCCAGCCUCACUUUCAUGGGAAGAGAACUCGUAUCGGAAAACACCGCUAAAGACCUUGGGGUGAUCCUGGACUCUAACCUAACCUAUGACGAACACUUUAUCAAAACUGUCUCCUCCUGUAUGCCUUGUCCCAGUCAAAUAAGCCGCACAACGCAUUUAUUUGACAAACGCACCCUAAUAACUAUUAUGCCGUAGUCUUUAGUAAACUUUUUUAUUGUUCCAACGUAUGGGCGAAUACGUCAUGAAUUAAUUUAAGUAAAAUACAACGUACUGCUCGAAUUGCGACCAAUACCAGCAAAUAUGAUCACAUCACACCAGUUUUAAAAGAACUUAAAUGGCUACCAGAAGUAACUCAGUUAUAGUUUAGAAACGUUAUCGUGGCCUGUAAAUGCCUGAAAUUCCGCCUGCCGAAGUACCUUUCCUGCCAGUUCAUUAAGCGAGGAGAAAUAAGCAGGUGUGCCACGAGAAGUUCACCGAUGCUGAACAUUCCACUUUUCAUGACUGCUAAUGGUCAGAGGACCUUCUAUUUAACAAUUAUUCCUCGAGCCCGAAUGGGCUCUGAGUCAAUAGUCCAUUCGGCCUUCGGCCUCAUGGGCUAUUGACUCAGAGGCUAUGUGGGCGAGACGAAUAAUUGUUUUAGUAAAAUCCAACUAGUUGGUCAAAAAUAUCGUGUUAAAACAACUUUAGCUAGCAAAACGCGAUUCAGCGCCAUUGUGUUGGUUUUCCAGGCCGGCGCUUUUCGCUACUAGUGGGCUAUAAGAUAGCCUAGUAGUAGCUCAGCCAGUCAGAACGCAGCACUGAUAAUAGCCCACUAGUUGGAUUUUACUAAUAUCUUUUAUUGUUGUAUGCAAUUAAAUUUAAUUCUUGUGUUUGAAAAGCCUCUAUGAGGAAAGUCAAUAAAGCAUUUAAUUAUGUAUGCAUUUAAAAUCGGUCCUUCAAGAGGACAGCUACAACCGAUGGAUGUUUAAAAUCCCACUGAAUACCGCCAGAACCUCGGGUGUAAACGCCUCCUUUUCCUACGGACAAAGGGUUUCAAGAAGGCUCACAAAAUGUUUCAGAAAACAAGCAGUUGGCACCUACCACAGUCCUUUUAGCUACAUCAGACAAUAUUUGGUCCAUCCAAAGAUCCGCCAACCAGGGAAAAGAAUUGUAAGAUGAUUUAUGAAGUUCAGCUCGAGGGCUGUGAUGAUUUCUACAUUAAGAAGACAGCUAGGCAUUUUGGAGUGAGAUUUGUGGAACACGUUGCGGUGGACUCAAGUGUUCAGGCUACACCUUGGAUAUCACUACCUCCUCGAUCUUUGUAAGAGAAGACGAAGUGUUUAAAAGAAGAGUCAAGAGGCCAUCAACACAUUUUGUAGGGCUCCAAUAUUACACAGAGAUGCUGGGCUACGAGCCCCCCGUGAUCUACCGGGAUGUUUUUUUACGUGAUUGACAGUAUAAAUCAAGUGACAAACCUUCCACCUUCAUCAAUUGAUAAAGAUUCCGCGCUGAAAUCAAAAGCUUGUGUACAAUACGUUUGUUUAUCUAGGAAUUGAAUCUUCGUUCACUCUAAAGACUGCCUCAUGGUUUGGGUUUUUUUAAAAUUAGGGCUCAGCCGUCUCCGCUUUUUCAGAAGUGCAUUCACCAUGUACCAACUUUGCUCUCCCUUUUGAAUUAAUGAAUCAUUUGGAAAUUUAUAAUUUAAACAAAGUUGAACGGGUAGAGUAAUCUUGUCAACAGGUCAUUGCAGAUGGACGUUUCCGACCUGGCUGAUAACGUUAGCAUCAUUUUUUUUUACACUAUUUAUUAGGAAUGCAUUUUGCUCUUUUCUAGGCACGAAUACGACAAUGUUUGCUGGAUUUAGAGCAUGUUGGUGUUUAAAAGGCCACUACCGUCUUGACCGUUUUGGACCCUGCACAGCUUGUUCUGGUAAAGGGGUCGAGUGCUCCGAUGACAAGCUCGAUUUAUCCCGUGGGUUUUACUGGAAUUGGGGCGAUCAUGACGGAAACCACAGUAAAUCUACUUACAAGCUUUUCAUAACAAACUUGGCUAUUAGAAACGAUAAAUACAACGAACGAACAACGAGGUUCAUUGGUCAGCUACCAAAAGCUUAUAAGUGCUUACGAGAAAAUUCCUGUCUCGGAGGAAUUGACUCACAAUGCGCUGAGAGUUACACUGGACCACUUUGUGCCAAAUGUCGACGAGGAUACUACAAGAGAGCGAUAUCCUGUCACAAGUGUCCAACACAAAAGCUCAUGGCGAUCCAGUUUGGAGUGCUGGCCUUUAGUAUUCUCAUUAUUGUCCUUGUAAUUAUUAAAAGCAACAAACUGUCGACUUCAGGAAGGCGCACGAUCGCCGACAUAUUCCUUGCUCAUGUCAAGAUUAUUAUCGGAUUUUACCAAGUUCUAGCUGGUAUUCUGCAAGCUUUUUCUUAUAUCAGAUGGCCCUCCCAGGUAUUUGUCCUUGAGAGUUACAUCAGAUUUGUCCAACUUAACUUUUUGGAGAUUGUUUCCCCGGCCUGUGUAAACGAUAAUUUCAAAAUGAAUGCCUAUAGCCAUUUCAUUUUUACUGUGGCGGCAAACGUGUGCAUAGUUAUCUUUCCACUGUUCUGCUACCUCUUAAGGUUGGCCUGGGUGAAGGUGAAACGACAUCAAAGCGAUGAAAAAGAAAACAUGGAAUCCAACAAGCCUUAUCUGAAAGUCACGUUGUUUCUUCUGUUUGUUGCCUAUCCAGCCACUUGUGUCAACAUAUUUAAGAUUCUUCCUAUUUCAUGCCAUGAACUCUGCCCAUUUGAAGGAUCCAGCACAUGCCCUUCUUUCUUGAGAGCUGACUACACUACUGAGUGCGGAACCGACGAGCACAAAAAGUACACGUGGGCAGCAUAUGCAUCGUUAUCAUAUGUGGUUACAUUUCCCAUCUUUCUCACAUACUUGGUCUGGAAAAACCAUCACCAAGCUCAAAAUAGAAUUAAAAAACUCUCAAUAACAGAAACCAGGUCCAACAUGAAUCAAAUGGCGUUUGCAGUUUUGUUUUUACACGAGAACUACUCGCCAAGCUGCUGGUAUUGGGAAAGUAUCGAAAUGGCGCGAAAAGUUAUUCUGUCAGCUGGCGUGGUGUUUGUAGGAUCUGAAAGUCGUACGCAAGUUGGUAUUGCUGCAAUGAUUUCCGGUGUUUUCGCAAUGCUUCAUGGCAGAUUUCGACCCAUUUCUGACAGGUUUGAAGAUUGUCUACAAAUGACGUCCCUUCUAGUGACGUCAUUCAAUCUUUCGAUUGGAGUGCUACUGAAAAUACCUUCAGAUGAUGUGGCUGGAAACGUGGAUGCAAACAAUGACAACGAGGGCCUUGGUAUUUUGCUGUUGGUUACGAAUGCGUUUGUUAUAAGCAUUGUGUUUGGUAAGGCUGGACAGUAA
Messenger RNA from Porites lobata, 5158 nucleotides. The record is from the annotation of a GenBank genome assembly. Lineage: Eukaryota; Metazoa; Cnidaria; Anthozoa; Scleractinia; Poritidae.